Photinus pyralis (common eastern firefly) is the source of this 525-nucleotide messenger RNA. RefSeq lists its product as uncharacterized. The record is from RefSeq and is a predicted model, not a curated record. The coding region runs from base 10 to 525 and encodes 171 amino acids. Lineage: Eukaryota; Metazoa; Arthropoda; Insecta; Coleoptera; Lampyridae. The transcript is spliced from 5 exons.
UCCAUUCACAUGAAGAGCGUCAUGAGCAACAUUCGUAUUGUUUACUACUUCGUGUUGUUUUCUACAUUUGCAUGCGAUUUUCCGAAAUAUUUCCAAAAUGAUUACGUCAUGAAGUACGAAAGGCACUUAGUUCACUUCUACAAUGAAAAGUAUAUAAGAUACAAUCUGACUUACAGCAAAGUGAGCAAAACAAGUAGAAGAUUCCUGUUUACUGUUGAUGUACUUCAAGACAUUGGCUCAAACAUCAAGGUUGUCCUAGAAGCGCUGAAAUUUACAAGCAACGAGUACCGUAGGUUUGGAUUCCGCUAUAAAAAUUCGGACACCAAUUUGACUACUUGUCCCACCAAAAAAGGCAGUUACUACCUGCGAGACCUCAACCUCGACCAAAGCAAGUUUCCGCCCUUCGUUCCGAGAGGACGCUUUAUGCUCAAUGGAUAUCUAUACGUGGAUGAUAUAUUACUUACAAACAUGAGCUUUUAUAUCAAAAUAGUACCAACAAAUCCUCUGGAGGUGGUCAUUAACUAA